Molecule: messenger RNA, 1293 nt
Organism: Meloidogyne enterolobii
Lineage: Eukaryota; Metazoa; Nematoda; Chromadorea; Rhabditida; Meloidogynidae
Source: the annotation of a GenBank genome assembly
AUGAAAAAUGCAGCAGAUUUGGAAUUAUCAAUACUUCGAGAACAUCAAGAAAAACUUGAAAAAGAAAAGAAGUCUUCAUCAACAACAAAAAUUGAAGAUUUAUCCACAACUUUUGAUUUAUUUGCAGCUUUGGGUAUACAACCACCUAAAGAGAAAGGGUCGGGUGAAAAAGGAAAUGAAAAUAAAUUACCAAAUUCUGAUGCUGAAUUUGCUGCUUGUAUUCUUGGUUUGCCUAUUGAUCAAAUUGCUAAAAUUAUGCCUAAUGUUAUCCCAUCAAUAAAUAAUAAUAAUGAUUCAAUACAACAAAAGCAUCAACAGCAGCAACAUCAACAACAAACAUUAGGAGAUCAUCAACCAACUACAAGUCGUUUACUUCGUUGGCAACAAAAAGCAACUUUUACAACAACAAAUUUAAAUACUGCUGCAAUAUCAGAAAAUAAUUUAAAUAAAAUUGGAGGAGGAGGGGGAGGAGAUGAAGAAUUGAAAAGUUUAAUAAGAAAGGAUUUGAUGAUGAAUAAUGAAGAAUCUACUACUAGUAAAAUGAACAAACAUUUGUUGUCUCUUCGAGCAGCACAAUUUGUUCCACAACAACCUUUUGUUUUCAAUCCCAGAAAUUCAUCUUCAUCACCAGCUCCAUCUUUUCAACAUCAACAACAUCAACAACCUUCACCAAUUUUAUCUCAACAACAUCAACAACAACAACGUCCAGCUAGUGCAGAAUAUUCUUCUCGUCUUUUUGCUUCAUCAUUUCCAUAUCCAAUAAUUGAUCAACAUUGUAGUCCACCACCUCAACUUACUCAAUUAUUUAAUUCUUCGGGAGCUGCUACAUUUGGUGGAGGUGGGGGAGGAGGAGGACCACCUUCCUUUGGAGGAGGAGGACCGCAUUUUGGAAGUGGAGGAAUUAAUCCUUUUGGAAGCGGUCAAUUUCCUGGUGGAAUGGGAGGAAAUCAAUACAACAAUCAACAGCAACAUCUUGGAGGUCCUCAUCAUCUUAACAACAAUUUUGGACCGCCUAUACCUCCAUAUGUUCCAAAUAUGCCUUUUACACCACCUUCACAUCAACAACAAUUUUAUCCUCCGUUUGGUGUGCCGACGGUUGGAGGAGGACCAGGGGGUCCAGGAUUUGGAGGAGGAAUGGGAGGUGCUGCUAGUGGUGGAGGUGGAAGUUUAACUUCAAACAAUUCUUCUGCUCUUUUACAAAAAAUGUUUGCUGAAGCAAAACGUAAUGAAUUUAUGCAAUCUCAAUCUGGUGGAAGAGCUAUGAUGGUAAGAAGGAAAAAAUUUUUUUCUUGA